Photinus pyralis (common eastern firefly) is the source of this 4021-nucleotide messenger RNA. Its product is annotated as zinc finger C2HC domain-containing protein 1A-like. The record is from RefSeq and is a predicted model, not a curated record. Bases 982 to 2661 code for a protein of 559 amino acids. The transcript has 5 exons. NCBI's taxonomy places the organism in Eukaryota, Metazoa, Arthropoda, Insecta, Coleoptera, Lampyridae.
GAGCAUAAAAGAGAAAUUAAAAAAACCUUGCAAAUUAUACAACAACUGACAGGUAUCUUUCGCGUUAACUAUUUCGAGUUGUACCUUGAAUUUUUUUACUUCUUUAAAUAUUCCCAUUUUUUUUAUGUAUACAGAAUGGCGAAGGCAACGUCGGAUUUUUGUGUACAGCGUUAGAUGGGGGCAAAGUGGCCCAUUUUGGGGCCGAAUGUUACGCUGCUUAGACAGUGAAGGAAUUCCGUAUACUUUCUCCCCUUCAAGUUGGGAUGAUUAGGUUAGUCCAACGUUUCGGUUCGCUCUAAAAGAGGAGCCAUUAUUGCUAAGUAUAAUUGCGUGUGAUUUAACAAAAAAGCGUUCCAUUACUGUCCAGCAUUUGUUUUUUGAUUAUCUGACAAAUCUACUUGCUUUUUGAGAUAUUGGAGUAUUUUGGUGGGGUAAUCGGGAUUAGUAGCUCGUUCGAGUUUAGUUAGUAGCCAUAACUUUGGGUACAAUGGUCCUGGGUUCGAAUCUCAGGUAAGGCAAAAAAAUAGCAGCAAACAGUUCAUGUUUACAAGAUGUCAAGAAACUUGACUCCCUUGCUUCGAAUUUCAAGCCUUAACUAGUAAACACUGCAAGACUGAAGAUUACUAUACUUCCACUUUUGUCUGCCUUAGAAGACGCCUACUACCAUUUUAGUAUAAUCUAUCCUAGCUCCAUUCUCCUUUCAAUGCCAACCGCAGUCCUUGAACUAACCCUCUUUCCUUUCCCUUUAGUCAUCAGACGAACGGACUUUUAAUACUACGACAAAAAGUCAAUACUGUAGCAGUUAAUUGCACUGUGGGCGGCUUAACCGUGCAGCCCAUUAAUAGACGCGAGUUGGUCACAUGGAGUGAGUCGGUCGCGCGUAAAUCGCGGCUCGCGUUGCCAAAUUUAUGUAAGAAAUCAAAGGGGGAGGACGACUCGCUGAUUAGACCAUUUUUGACCCCGCAAUUUACAAAGUUGCCAAUGAGGGUUGCGACAAACAAACUAGUAACUAGGGUGGUGAACAAAAGCGAGUCACCGAUACAAGUUGGAAGGCCUACCAAUGGCAGUUCGAGUGAGAGUGACCUUGAACUCGAAGAAAAUAUGAGCAAGGUCCGGGGGAGCCUUGAAAGUAGUGAAUGUGCUGAUGGCGUUGAGAGUUUACGUAGUAGUGAAGCGGACAGUUUGGAAUAUUGCACAAAGAACGUCGAAUGGGAGGAUACUGAUGCUGUAUACUUUCGAGAUAAUAGUUUAGUUGAAACUGCCCAGAAACUUUGGAGGGAGGAAAAAUGUACCGACCUCGACAUCGAGCCUAAGGGCCCUAAGUCUUCUUCGAGCUCAAGUGACCGAUCCACUUUCAAGGAAGUACUCUCCGCACAUCCUCUCGAUCAAAUCCACUCUGAGUCUGACUUGUCGGUGUGCAACAUUAGCAGUGAGGACUCGGGCGGUGAGACUUUGAGUUUAAAAUUAGCUAACGACGAUACGCGCGAAUACGCACAUCCUCCAUGUGAGAGUUUGAAAGAGAAAUGGCCUACUUUUGAAUCCGAAUUGUCGAAUCCUGAUCACAGCUGUAAAGCCACAACAGAGCUAUCAGUAGACAGAGAGGGAAAUACGAGUGAUUAUAUCCCUAAAAAAAGGCGGAAAUUUAACGAUAACUUGACCACAAUUGUACCUACACACUAUGAUAGCUACCGCUUAAAUUUAGGUGAAAGCGCCAUCUACAGCAGCAGAAGCGAAAAAGCGACCAAGAGGCUCUCACCCAGACUGUUAGCCUUGAUUAAUGUGAUCACGAAUGCGCCAGGUGAUAACUCGAACAGAUCUGCUACAGAUCAGCUGCUCACCAUAUCGAUCGGGGACUGCAGGAGACUGCUAGAGCUAGACCCAAAUGCUGUGCCCGUGGGAGAUAUGUUAUCAAAAAUGAAUUUGACAAGGAGUAGCGCAAGUGAAGAGGCCGAAUUGUUAAAAACAAAGUUACCGUUGAUAUCGAAGGUACCAGUCCAAAAGGUGUCCUACGAUAAAAACGUAAGCAGCCGGUCAAGUAUAGUAAGCUUACCUCAGAUUGUUCCGAAAAGCAAAAACGCCCCGACGUCCGAAGUACGAAAGCCUGCACCGUUUAAAAAAAGCCUAUCCGUUCAGGAACCGCCCAAACCUAAGAGUAACUUUAAAGACGACCUACAAGUCGAAGUUUUGAAAAAACCUCGCAAGUCCACUGAGUUGCCGAGCGUCGAUUUCGCCAAAGGCGACGACCUUUUCGACGUCGACGACGUAAUGCUGGAGGAAUUCAAGAAAUUCGAAGAAAACUAUUUGAAGGACAAAGACAAACAGCGGCGAAAAAAGGAACGGGAACUGCACGAAGUCUCCACCAACGUGGAUAAUGGUGGAGGCAGUCCAGUCUCGAAGAUCAACAUCGAUUCAGCAUAUAACAGUCUUAACAGGAACAAUCCGAAAGUUCGAGCGAAACCGAACAGUCUAAGCCCUCUGGAGUACAAUCGGCCGCAAACAAGCCCAAUAGCGAGUCCGACCUCGAGUAGUUCAGAUACGACUUCCAUGCCGCUCGAGUCGCAGCAGCGAGUAUCGAAAUUUUGCCACGAGUGCGGUACGAGAUAUCCGAUCAUCACGGCCAAAUUUUGCGUCGAGUGCGGCGUUAAGCGAUUGGUCUUGUAAUGUCUUUUUAGUUAAACAUUUUUUUUACAUACAACGCCGUGGUUAUGUUUUUACUAUAUACACUGUUAUUCAUUUCUACUACUUACAAUGUUUUAUUUAGAGGAACAAAUAAAUUGCGUGCUUUUUAAUGUCCGAGUGUAUUUUAAAAUGCUCAGUUUUUGUUGCAAUGUAGAUUUUAGUUGCGUGACUAGUGUUGUGUUAUUAUGUUAAUAUUAAGUUUGUUUGUUGAUAUUUACCUCAGUAUUGUUGAUUGUGAACUUUGUUUUGCGGGUAAUUUUAAUCGUUCUUCCUCUUUAUUAAUGGUCUCCUGGUGCAAUUAUUCACUAUUAAUGUUCAACUUUGUUUUUAGAAUUUUUAUCUACAGGGUGUCCUAUCUAAGAUUUAUUGUGGUAUUGACAGAAAAAAUACAUCAAAAUCUGGUAUGGAAUCAAAAUGGUUUAAUACUGCAAUCUAUUUUUAAUUAUAUAAAAUCUAUCUGGUACAGCCUACGUGUGCCCAUAUUUUAAUGCCCACAAUUUGUAUCUGUUGGUUAUUCUUGGAGAGAUAGAACGCGAAGUUUUGCAGAAUUUUGAGCCGAUUCCAAAUAUCACUUUAAAUUUAGUCUCAUUUACUAAUGUCUUGAAAAUAAAUGAUAUUUUUAUAAUUUAAUUUGAGGUUUAGUUUUUGCUAGAUAUAUUAUUUUUAUUUAUUUAUUUUCUUUUUUUUUAUUUUCUGUUAAUGAACGGAAUCACAUGAGUUAGAUGGAAGAGCAUGGUAUGUUUCAUUCCAUUACUGAAUCUCGCCCUUUGUACAGUUUCUAUGUAAUUAACCUAGGUACUUAUUAAAGACAUUCAUUAUUAUUAUUAAUUUGACAUCAGUUCAGAAUUCUAAAAAGCUAACUGAGGUAUCAUUAAUAAUAAGCAUUGAAAUAUGGACAGACUAUAAUAAACAAGGUAAAAGCUGAAGCACAUGCACGCACAUUAUAUGCUAGACUUAAUGCGUUUUGUACUUUACAGGUAGCAAAUGAUGAUUAAUUAUUAAUAUUGUAAACACUAAAUAUUAGGCCAUUAGAGUAAUAUUUUUAUAAUGAAUAACUAUGCCUUAAUUUGAUGUUACUGAUGACUAAUUUGGAUGAAAAGAGCAAGAAGUAUAAGAAUGACUAUGAAUAUAAUGUCAAUUGAAAUGGUAUCCAUUUUCUUGAUUUGCAUUUACUAGCUACAUUUUGUAGCAUAGGUGGGUGGAAUGAUGAUUAGCAAUAUAGCGUCAGACAAUGUGCUUAAUUUGAAAUCACAACGUUUUAAUGUUUGUGAAGACUGAAACAAGUGCUUAAUGUUAUAACUUUUGUAUUAAAAAAAUAAAAACUAAAUAAGUGCCUAACUAG